AUGGGUUUCCGUCUGCCAGCAGUAAUUCCUGCGAAGAAGCUUCUUCGGCGGUCUUUUUCAAAUACAAACAGAGGAGCUUCAUGCAGUCUAGCAGAUGUCCCAAAAGGUUAUUUUGCAGUUUAUGUUGGGGAAAGUGAAAAGCAGCGAUUCGUGGUUCCUAUAUCAUUCCUCAACAAGCCUGCAUUUCAAGACUUGCCAAGUGAGGCUGAAGAAGAAUUCGGAUUCGAUCAUCCAAUGCGUGGUCUAACAAUUCCCUGCAGACAAGAUGCCUUCCUCGAUCUUAUUUCUCACUUGAAUGCAAAUGCUUUGUGA
Molecule: messenger RNA, 312 nt
Organism: Prunus avium (sweet cherry)
Lineage: Eukaryota; Viridiplantae; Streptophyta; Magnoliopsida; Rosales; Rosaceae
Product: auxin-induced protein 15A-like
Biological process (GO): response to auxin
Source: RefSeq, a predicted model, not a curated record